Molecule: messenger RNA, 513 nt
Organism: Nerophis lumbriciformis (worm pipefish)
Lineage: Eukaryota; Metazoa; Chordata; Actinopteri; Syngnathiformes; Syngnathidae
Source: RefSeq, a predicted model, not a curated record
AUGGAGAAGUCUACAGUUUGUGCAUUGGUUCUAGCUCUAAGUGCAAUUGUGCAAUUUAACACAGUUUUUACUCAGGAUUCUAAGAGCAAUCUAACAGGCAUUCUUCCAAAAGCGGGCCAAUGUCCUCGUCUACUUAAGGUGCUGCCAUCAAAGAAAGGGUGUGCAUGUGAUGAAGACUGCCCUGAAGACCAUAAGUGCUGUGUCUUUGACUGUGGAGCUGUCUGUGUCCCUCCUUCUUUCAGUAAGCCAGGGUUGUGUCCUCGGAGAAACUGGGGCUCUGGAAUGUGUGCCGAGUUUUGCUCUGAUGACAGUGACUGUCCCAAUGAGCAGAAAUGCUGCCACAACGGAUGCGGACAUGAGUGCAUUGCACCGUACAAAGUGAAGCCAGGCCGCUGCACUCUACCCCAAGGAACUCCUAUGUGUGCGGAGUACUGCUACCAUGAUGGCCAGUGUCCAGCUGAGCAAAAAUGCUGCAGGACAACCUGUGGUCAUGCUUGCAGUCAGCCCUGCUGA